Chenopodium quinoa (quinoa) is the source of this 558-nucleotide messenger RNA. RefSeq lists its product as uncharacterized. Bases 1 to 558 code for a protein of 185 amino acids. The transcript is spliced from 2 exons. Gene Ontology annotation, molecular function: nucleic acid binding. The record is from RefSeq and is a predicted model, not a curated record. NCBI's taxonomy places the organism in Eukaryota, Viridiplantae, Streptophyta, Magnoliopsida, Caryophyllales, Amaranthaceae.
AUGGAGAUAAUCAACGUUUUGGCCUCUCAUGUCAUCCUCAAACCAGUGGACAAGUUGAGGUGUCAAAUCAAGGUAAUUCUUGAGAAGACAAUUGCAAGAAAUAGGAAGGAUUGGUUGGAUAAACUUGAUGAUGCCUUGUGGGCGUAUAGAAUGGCCUUCAAAACUUUUAUUUGCACUACUCCUUACCGCUUGGUUUAUAGGAAGUCUUGUCAUCUCUUGAUUGAGAUUGAGCACCGCACUCAUUGGGAUAUUAAGAGGAUCGAUUUCGAUUUGGCUAGUGCAUUAGAACAACGUUGGCUUGAUCUCCAUGGGUUGGAAAAGUAUGACAAGCUCAUUGAGAAGAUGGAGUUUAAUGUCGGUGACAAAGUUCUUCUCUAUAAUUCGAGAAUGAGGUUAUUUCCCAAAAAGCUGAUGUCAUGUUUGAGCGGUCCUUUCACAGUUCAGGAAGAUAACUCUAAUGGUGUUGUUGAAAUUACUCCUUCGAAUUCCCCAAGAUCUUUCAAAGUCAAUGGUCGUAGCUCAAUAAAUCGAAUUCCCCAAGAUCCUUCAAAUUCUUGA